Theobroma cacao (cacao) is the source of this 2010-nucleotide messenger RNA. Its product is annotated as DNA-directed RNA polymerase subunit beta (DUF616). The record is from RefSeq and is a predicted model, not a curated record. NCBI's taxonomy places the organism in Eukaryota, Viridiplantae, Streptophyta, Magnoliopsida, Malvales, Malvaceae.
CAUUAAAAAAAAAAAGAACAAAAAAACGAAGAUUGAGGUAGCGGGCCCAGCUGCCUCCAUUGUAACGAAGUUAACUGCUUAGCGUCAGAGUUCCAGUUCCCGGUAUCCUAGUGUUCCAGAGUUUAGCGCCAGCAAUUUUCCACAUCGAAACCCUAAACCCCAAAUCCCAAUUUCGAUUCCUGACCAUACACAUUAAUUUCCGUUCUUCCAAUUCAAAUCUCUACGAUUCUUUCCAUCCUCAUUCUUAAUCGAUGUCCUCUUCAAUCUUCAACACCAACAGCAUCUCAAUCUCGGUCUCAGAUGACGAAUCCGACGAACUCGGCCGAAUGCGAGUCCGCGUCCGAAGGAAACGCAAGAAACACGGCCACCACCGAGCCAGGACCGAGUUCACUCAGCGACUCAUCCGUUUAUUCGUCAAAUACUGGACGCUUCUCAUUUUCCUUCCCGCCGCUGUGUUGCUCAUUUUCGAGGCCACCAGGAUCGGUAGAAAACCCGGUUUGGUUGUAAACUCGGAAAUUAAUGAAGUGAAGAAGCCCAAUUUGUUGGGUAACUUAGAACUUAGUAAAUUGAAAGAACUGAGUCAAGAAAAGAAAAUUGACAGCAAUUUGAACCGGCUCGAUCCAACCACUCAUGUUGUCGGUGGUGUUAGAGAACGUUGCUUGAAGCUCCUACCAGCUGAGGAACUUGAACAUCUGGAUAUUCCUGUCGAUGAAGAAUCUAUUAGUAAGCCUGUUAAAAGAUUGGUGUACAUAUCAGACCAUGAAACACCUUUCGGUGGGGGGGAAUCUACCCUCUCUUGGCAGCGUACUAAUGGCACGCGAUUUAAUCUAUUCACCGGAAACCAAACUCUUGAUGAGAGAGAAGCAAGCUUCAAGGUGAAUGAAACUGCUGUUGUACAUUGCGGAUUUUUUAGUCAAAAUGGUGGUUUUAAAAUAUCUGAUAAGGACAAAAGUUAUAUGCAAACUUGCAAAGUUGUGGUUUCUACUUGUGCAUUUGGAGGUGGAGAUGAUCUUUAUCAGCCUAUAGGAAUGUCAGAGGCAUCUCUUAAGAAGGUUUGCUAUGUUGCAUUCUGGGAUGAAAUUACUCUUUCGGCACAGGAAUCACAGGGCAAUAAAAUUGGUGAGGACGGCUUUAUUGGGAAAUGGCGUAUUGUGAUUGUACAAAAUCUUCCUUUUGUAGACCAAAGGUUGAAUGGGAAAAUUCCUAAGAUGUUGCCCCAUCGGCUCUUUCCUAAUUCAAAGUAUUCUAUUUGGGUAGACUCAAAAUCCCAAUUCAGGAGGGAUCCUUUAGGUGUAUUAGAAGCUCUUCUUUGGCGUAGGAAUUCCAUGCUUGCAAUUUCAGAGCACGGAGCUCGAAGUAGUGUCUAUGAUGAGGCGAAGGCUGUUGUCAAGAAACAUAAAGCCACACCAAAAGAAGUUGAGGUGCAAAUUACUCAGUAUCGUCAUGAUGGUCUUCCCGAGGACAAGAGAUUUAAUGGAAAGAAAGCUCUAAAUGAAGCCUCUGUUAUUGUGAGGAAGCAUUCACCUCUGACUAAUCUGUUGAUGUGCCUCUGGUUUAAUGAGGUUGUUCGUUUCACUUCAAGGGAUCAAUUGAGCUUUCCAUAUGUUCUCUGGCGGUUGAAAGUGCUAAAGAACAUCAACAUGUUUCCAGUCUGCACACGCAAAGAUCUUGUUAAUAGCAUGGGCCACAUACGCAAGGCUAAGCCUUUGACGAGUUGAUGUUAUUGCUGUGCUACCAUUUCAACUUCUUGACCAUUACCGCAGAGAUGCUGGGGGCAUACAGGCUGUACUUUUACUCUUAAUCAUUCUGUUAUCUCUUCUUACAUGUUUUAUAGGUAGCACUGGCCUUUAGAAUUGCCCUGUUAUCUCUUCUCCUCCCCAUCUUUUGCCUCUUCAAUUUUUUUACUACGAGAAAAUUCAUUAUUCUUUUGGUUAGAUACAUUGCUAAAGUAAAUUUUGUAUCUAUCAGUGUACUAAGAGAUCUGGUUGUAAGGUGGAUGAAUUGAAUCUU